Molecule: messenger RNA, 1064 nt
Organism: Williopsis jadinii
Lineage: Eukaryota; Fungi; Ascomycota; Saccharomycetes; Phaffomycetales; Wickerhamomycetaceae
Exons: 1
Coding region: 73-1047 (324 amino acids)
Molecular function (GO): hydrolase activity, acting on carbon-nitrogen (but not peptide) bonds, in linear amides
Source: RefSeq, a predicted model, not a curated record
UGGUGUAUAAAUAUGGACACAUGGCAUCAAGUGACUACUCUCUUUCGUAUGACGUGGUGAGGAACAUCAAUUAUGGCUGUGAGAAAAUUUACAAUCGCUGGAGUACAACUUGGCCCAAUCCAAAAGGCUACACCUAAAUCCGAAACUGUUGCCAGACUGACUGGUUUGUUGAAACAAGCUGCUGAAAAGGGUGCUAAACUUGCAGUGUUUCCAGAACUCGCACUGACAUCUUUCUUCCCAAGAUGGCUGAUUGAGUCCCAGGAGGAGAUUGACAGUUAUUUUGAGAAAGGUGAUAUCACGAAGAAUGAGGUUGUCAAACCUCUUUUCGAUGCGGCAAAGGAGCAUGGAAUCGGGUUUGUUCUUGGUUACGCCGCGUUGACUGACGAUGGCCAUCAUUUCAAUACCUACAUCCUGGUUGAUAACAAGGGCCAAUUGGUUCAGAAGUACAGAAAGGCGCACUUGCCUGGGUUCGUUGAACCUACAGAAGGUAUCGCAUUCCAACAAUUGGAGAAGAGAUACUUCGAGUACGGUGAUUUGGGGUUCCCGGCUUACAAAUCUGAUCCAGAAUGGCUCGAUGCAACUAUGGGAAUGCUCAUCUGUAAUGACAGAAGAUGGCCUGAGGCUUGGAGAUGUUACGCUCUUCAAGGUAUGGAUCUAUGCCUUAACGGUUACAACACCACUAGUAAUGGCACUGCGCUUUUCGGCUCCAAAGAGAACAAAGAGCUGAGAAUGCACCAUUCUGAUUUGUCAACCACUGCCAAUGCCUAUUUCAACUCCUGCUUUGCCGUCUCAGUGGCCAAAUGCGGCAUGGAAGACGACCAAGAACUUAUUGCUGGAUCGCUCAUCGUUGAUCCAAAUGGUGUUGUCAUUGCAAAGGCCAAAACAGAGGACGACGAAUUGCUCGUCUGUGAGAUUGACUUGGACGAAGCAGUUAAUGGUAAGAAGAAAAUGUUUGACUUCUCUAGACAUAGACGCCCAGAGUUAUAUAGUAGAUUGGUUGAACAGAAGGGCUCCAUUGAUACUCCCUACGUUCCAUACAGCGCGUAAAUGCAUGUUCCUUUGAC